AUGUCUAAUUACUACAAAAUUUUGGGUAUCGCAAAAAAUGCUACUCGGAGUGAGAUUAGGAAGGCCUAUUUACAAAAGGCAAAGCAGUACCACCCCGAUCUAAAUCACAGUCCAGAUUCUCUCCCAAAAUUCAAACAAAUACAGGAGGCAUAUCAGAUUUUAUAUGACCAAAACUCCCGUAGCCAAUAUGAUUCGUCACUAAAUAAUCGGUCAAGUAAUUAUGGCCAUAGCUCAUAUUCUUCUAGUGGAUAUUCUGACAAUUAUGGUCAAUAUGGUACCCAGCACAAUAGUUUUAAAGACCAAUUUAGAGCUGAAACUGAGCAUUUGCAUCGUCAAUGGAGGGAUAUGGAACAGGAACGACUCAGGAGAGCAACCGAAGAAAACUUUCAUUCUAAUAACCAACAGAGCCUAAAUGAGAUUCUUAAUGACAUUUUUAAAGUGCUAGCACUCAACACUUUCAUUGGGAACAGAUUUAAGUUCUUCAUUUACAUUAUAUUGCGCAUGUUGCCUGCAAUGGCUAUGCCAUUAUUUUUUUUACUGGUGUUAAUUGGUCAAUUCAAGUCAUUUGACGGGGAGAGAAUGACAAUUGUAUACGAUUCAUAUGGCAGGGCUUAUAUUAUGGAUUCCGAAGGUAGAAGGAGGAGAAUACCGUCACUGGAUAAACAUUUAUGA
Molecule: messenger RNA, 672 nt
Organism: Babesia microti strain RI
Lineage: Eukaryota; Apicomplexa; Aconoidasida; Piroplasmida; Babesiidae
Product: Chaperone protein DnaJ
Exons: 6
Coding region: 1-672 (223 amino acids)
Cellular component (GO): endoplasmic reticulum
Molecular function (GO): misfolded protein binding; protein-folding chaperone binding
Source: RefSeq, a predicted model, not a curated record